AUGAACGGGACGGAGGGCCCGAACUUCUACGUGCCUUUCUCCAACAAGACGGGCGUGGUGCGCAGCCCCUACGAGUACCCGCAGUACUACCUGGCUGAGCCGUGGCAGUUCUCCGUGCUGGCCGCCUACAUGUUCCUGCUGAUCAUGCUUGGCUUCCCCAUCAACUUCCUCACGCUCUACGUCACGGUCCAGCACAAGAAGCUGCGCACGCCUCUCAACUACAUCCUGCUCAACCUGGCCGUGGCCAACCUCUUCAUGGUCUUGGGUGGCUUCACCACCACCCUCUACACCUCUAUGCACGCGUACUUCGUCUUCGGGCCCACGGGAUGCAAUCUGGAGGGCUUCUUCGCCACCCUGGGCGGUGAAAUUGCCCUGUGGUCGUUGGUGGUCCUGGCCAUCGAGCGGUACGUGGUGGUGUGUAAGCCCAUGAGCAACUUCCGCUUCGGGGAGAACCACGCCAUCAUGGGCCUCGCCCUCACCUGGAUCAUGGCUCUGGCCUGUGCCGCACCCCCCCUCGUCGGCUGGUCCAGGUACAUCCCGGAGGGAAUGCAGUGCUCGUGCGGGAUCGACUACUACACGCUCACGCCAGAGGUCAACAAUGAGUCCUUCGUCAUCUACAUGUUCGUGGUGCACUUCUCCAUCCCCUUGGUCAUCAUCUUCUUCUGCUACGGGCAGCUGGUCUUCACAGUCAAGGAGGCAGCUGCCCAACAGCAGGAGUCGGCCACCACGCAGAAGGCCGAGAAGGAGGUCACUCGCAUGGUCGUCAUCAUGGUCGUUGCUUUCCUGAUCUGCUGGGUGCCCUACGCCAGCGUGGCGUUCUACAUUUUCAUGCACCAGGGCUCCGACUUUGGCCCCAUCUUCAUGACCGUCCCGUCGUUCUUUGCCAAGAGUUCCGCCAUCUACAACCCCGUCAUCUACAUCAUGAUGAACAAGCAGUUCCGGAACUGCAUGCUCACCACGCUGUGCUGUGGCAGGAACCCACUGGGUGACGACGAGGCCUCCACCACUGCCUCCAAGACAGAGACCAGCCAGGUGGCGCCUGCCUAAGGACUCUGCGGCCAACUGUAGGAGUCUCCCAGCCCCCGCCCCCCACCCCAGCCGCCCCAUCAGGAGCCGUGCCUGUUGGAACCAGGUCACACAGGCUCCCUGAGUUUAAACAAACAAACGAAAAGAGAAUUAGUGAGAGAAAACUGGGGCUCCUCACUUGGCAGGGACGGCCCAGUCUGGAGUCCUGAUUUCCCAGGGGCCGGUGGGAUCUGUACCCCCCUUUCCCCCCCAAACUCAUCUCUCAGGCACACGAGAACUCUUGCUCUGGAAUAGUGUCCCAGCUUAGGGAUAAGUGUGUAGCACAGAGUGGGGCACAUAGUAGGUGCUUAAUAAAUGCUAGAUGGUUGAAGGAAGGAGUGAAUGGAGACACGGAUGGAGAGAUGAAUGGUCAG
This is a messenger RNA of Kogia breviceps (pygmy sperm whale), 1439 nucleotides long. It is a transcript of the gene RHO, whose product is annotated as rhodopsin. Gene Ontology annotation, biological process: visual perception; phototransduction; cellular response to light stimulus. NCBI's taxonomy places the organism in Eukaryota, Metazoa, Chordata, Mammalia, Artiodactyla, Physeteridae. Gene Ontology annotation, cellular component: plasma membrane; photoreceptor outer segment. Gene Ontology annotation, molecular function: G protein-coupled photoreceptor activity. The record is from RefSeq and is a predicted model, not a curated record.